This is a messenger RNA of Boleophthalmus pectinirostris (great blue-spotted mudskipper), 2186 nucleotides long. RefSeq names its product dual specificity protein phosphatase CDC14AB-like. Gene Ontology annotation, cellular component: centrosome; mitotic spindle; spindle pole. The transcript is spliced from 14 exons. Lineage: Eukaryota; Metazoa; Chordata; Actinopteri; Gobiiformes; Gobiidae. The coding region runs from base 108 to 1607 and encodes 499 amino acids. Gene Ontology annotation, biological process: regulation of exit from mitosis; positive regulation of cytokinesis; microtubule cytoskeleton organization. Gene Ontology annotation, molecular function: protein serine/threonine phosphatase activity; protein tyrosine/serine/threonine phosphatase activity. The record is from RefSeq and is a predicted model, not a curated record.
CUUUGUCUCUCUGUGUCUCUCUUUAAACUGUCCACAGAGAACUCGAUUCUAAACUUUGUGGAUUCUGGACUUGCUUUAGUUUUUGGAGUUCUUUUGUUUCUGGAGCCAUGGCCGAAGAUUUUGACCAGAGCUCUGCUUCUGAGAUAAUUAAAGAUCGUCUGUAUUUUACCACUCUGAGGAUCAAGCCAAAGAGUUCUACUUUCAUUCACUACUUCAGCUCAGAUGAGGAGUUUGUCUAUGAGAGCUUUUACUCAGACUUCGGGCCUCUGAACCUGGCCAUGCUUUACCGCUACUGCACCAAACUGCACAAGAAGCUCAAGUCGUUGACCAUGUCCAAGAAGAAGCUGGUGCACUUCACUUCCCAUGACCCAAAGAAGAGAGCCAACGCUGCUGUUCUGAUCGGGGCCUACGCUGUAAUUUACCUGAAAAGGGGUCCAGACGAGGCGUACAGGAGUCUGCUCAGUGGAAACUGCUCAGGAUUCAUCUGCUUCAGGGACGCUGGUGCGGGGGAGUGCUCCUUUAACCUGUCUGUGCUGGACUGUUUACAUGGAAUACACAAGGCUGUGCAGCAUGGUUUCCUGGACUUUGACAAGUUUAAGGUGGAGGAUUAUGAGCAUUAUGAGAGAGUGGAGAAUGGGGACCUGAACUGGAUCAUCCCGGGGAAACUCCUGGCCUUCAGCAGCCCACACCAGCGCAGCAAGAUGGACAAUGGUUAUCCAGUGCACGCUCCCGAGGCAUACUUCCCUUUCUUCAGGCAGCACGGGGUCACAGAUGUGGUGAGGCUCAACAAAAAGAUGUACGACGCUCGCAGGUUUGAUGGAGCCGGAUUCACUCAUCACGAUCUUUUCUUCCUGGAUGGCUCCACGCCCUCUGACCUCAUCAUGCGGAGGUUUCUGCAUGUGUGCGAGAGCGCCCCCGGAGCUGUGGCGGUGCACUGCAAAGCGGGCCUGGGCAGGACGGGCACUCUGAUUGGCUGUUACCUGAUGAAGCACUUCUGGUUCACGGCAGCGGAGGCUAUCGCGUGGAUCAGGAUCUGUCGGCCCGGCUCUGUGAUCGGACCCCAGCAGAACUUCCUCUUGAUGAAGCAGCAGAGCCUUUGGGUGCAGGGAGACGUGUUUCGCUCCAAACAGAAACUCCAGGAGCAGAGGCAGAUCAGGAAGCAACAACUGCAGCAGAGAAAAGACAACGCCUCCACCAAUCAGAAGCACCAACCGGAGACAAUGUCCCGCCUCCUCAAUGGCGUAGAGGACCUGUCAAUCAACAGCAACGGCCUCCAAAGGUCCUACAGCUACGAUGAGAACACAUGUGAGGACAGUGGCCUCUCUCAGGGGGACAGACUGUGUGCUCUGAAGGGGGGGCGCCCUCCUCGCUCCCUCUCCACCUCCUCCAGGCUGAACCUGUCCAAAGUGCCUCGAGGCUCUGCCCUCCUUCCAGUCAAACCUCCCCUGCCCUUCUCUGCAAAGACCGUCCGUCACCUGUCCUCCAAUCACAUCAAGAGUCCGUUCAGUCUGUUCAGCACUCGUCCGGCUCUUAUCUGCUUGAUCUCCUGGUUCUUCACGUUCAUGUGGAGCCUGGUCCGGAGGUCGGAUCUUUUACUGGGGCUUUGAGGAGGUCGAAGACUUGAUGGUCCUCACUAGGGUGGUCAAAAGCAUCGAAAAUCAGAAACUAGAUACUCAUUUGAGCAGGUAACGAUACAAAUAAAAAUGGCACAUUCACAGGAUAGAAAUGAAGCUUUCCUGAAGCUUUACAAUGAUCCUAAGCUGUAUCUGGGUAUUAUGAAAGAAAGUACUAUGAUUGUUGAAAAUGACAUAUUAUAGUCUAAAGUGUUUUUAUUAUCAUUGUGCUAUCAGAAUCAGUAUUGAGUCUGUUCCUUAGUAUCACAAUCAAGUCCUCACACUUUCUACAGAGGCCUAAAUGGACAAAAAUAGACAAGAAACUGCACCUCUAAAAGCUGGAGUCAGGAAGGAUCAGGCAUUUUACUAUAACAAAAAUGCAAUAAUAUUUUAUGGAGCAUCUGUGAACAAACUGAUUAACAUUAACAGAGUGCAGAAUAUUGACUGAUAAUGAAUAUACAAGAAUAGUUUUUUUUAAUGUAUAUUAGAAAUCAGAAAAAUUACUUGACAUUUUUCAGUUAAAUCUGUGUCUGCAUAAUUGUAAUUUAGCAAGUUCAACAUCAAAGUAAUAAG